Molecule: messenger RNA, 642 nt
Organism: Purpureocillium lilacinum
Lineage: Eukaryota; Fungi; Ascomycota; Sordariomycetes; Hypocreales; Ophiocordycipitaceae
Source: RefSeq, a predicted model, not a curated record
AUGACCGCACCUCAAGUGCCGUAUCGCCAGAUUCGCGCCCUCUACGACGACGACACCGUUACCGUAUACCAAGCGUACAAGCGCUCCAUUGCCGAUGCUGCCGUCAAGCAGCAGCGCCUCAACGCCUCGCCCGACUUUCGCCCCGGCCGCAUGACCUGGAUCAAGCCCAGCUGGGCCUGGAUGAUGUAUCGUGCCGGCUACUCCUUCAAGGAUCCACGACAAGAGCGCAUUCUCGCUCUCAAGAUGAAACGCCAACACUUUGUCGCCCUUUUGGAGCGCGGCGUCCUGUCCACGCACAAGCCGUCCGCCGGCGAGGCGCAAGACACCUCGCGCGACAAGACCACCGAGGUCAGGAUCCAGUGGGACCCCGAGCGCACGCCCAAGCUGGACGUCCUUCCCUACCGGAGCAUACAGAUUGGCGUCCCGGGCUCGCUCAGCACGACGUGGGCCACUGAGUGGAUCGAUUCCAUCCAAGAUGUAACGGAAACAGCGAGGCGUCUAAAGGAGACCAUCGACCAGCGCCCAGACAUUAGCACAGACGAGCUGGUCCAGCUCGGUCUCGUCCCAGACGAGCGUCCGCUCCCAGUCUCUGAUGAGCUUGCGGCCAUACUUCGCAUGGACGUACCGACCACGACGGGUUGA